UCGGGUCCAGCAGAAUUUGUAACAUGACGGUGACUUCUGUCUCGUUGUCUGACCCCUAAAUGACCAUCGACUGGUCAUUAGUGUUUCCAUUCUUCUCUCGUCCAGACUUCUGCACCCAACGUUCUCAAGCUUGAAAGUCGAUUCACAAGUGUCUUCGCAGGAGUUAUAACACACAAUUUUUCUCAUUUGAACCUGCGUGAGAGUUUUAGCCCAGAUCAACUCGCAAGGGAUUAUGUUGCUCCCUUCUGAGCUGUUGCAGAUUGCUGAUGCAGAGAUAUACAUCAUCCUCUGAAUUUUUUGUUGCGAUGGUACUCGAAACGGAAGAGAGUAGAACUGGAGAUCCAUGGGAUACUUUACCUAUCGAAUAUCUGAUCAAAGUUCUCAGAGAUCAUGGUCUGCCAGUUUCCACACUUGCAGCAUGUCGUUCAGUCUGUAAAAAGUGGAUGGAAAUCGUUGAUGGUCCUGAUUUACGGAACAAAAUGUGGAAUAAACAUGUCAUUGUCUAUUGUGAUCCUUUUACUGACGGCGCGGCCUUCUUUUGCUCCAGUGAUCAAUGGAUCACAAGGAAUAUUACAUUUGAUACCAAUUGGCUAAUCGCUGCUGAUGGAGGCCUCCUGUGUUUUAAUAAACCUUUUUCAACAGAAUAUGUUCUGUAUAACCCAAUUCCUGAUAAAUUCCUGACCCUGAACGUACCUUAUGAAAUUGAUGCAAUACCUGCGAUCAUUGAUGGUAUGUUCAAACGUAUAGUGGUGGGUUUAGUUGUGGACCGAUAUACGAAACACUUCAAGCUGGUUUUGGGAGGAGGUCUAUUCCCAGAUGAGCGCAGAUCUUUGAUUUACGACUCGACUGCCCGCACAUGGUCGUGGCUUCAUCAUCCGUUUCCUGCUAACUUGGAACUGGGGUGGCAAGGAGAGAAAUGUGUAUCAUGUGGUGGAUGUCUGUAUUGGCUCGUAUGGAAUCAUAGGGACCAGAUGAAGGCUCUCUUAAUAUUUGAUCUGCAAGAGGAGAAGUGGAAGGCCUUGUUAGAGAAUUUCGAGAAGGACAAGCCAGGCUCCCUUCAGAUUGCUGCAUAUGAAGGACAUGUGUGCUUACUUGCCAUGGAUUGGUUUCGUCUCGACGGGCUGUUCGAUCGCAGGAGCUAUGGUGGCGCAUUUCUCCGGGAUCCAAUGGUUCGGGCAAUGGAUGGAGCUUUGAUCGGGAGAACUCGAGAACUAUGGGAAGGGGAAGGCAAAGCUUUCCACCUUUAUGCCGCAGGAGGCAGUGAUGCCUUCUUCGUCUACGAUGAACAAUAUGAUGAACUCGGGGUGGCGAAAUACUCAGCUCGAUUCGACUUUCUGUUUUUUCUUCCCGACCCUCCUUUUCGCGAUGUCCAUGACUUCUGUUUCCAUAGAAUUCCGCAACACCUCCAGGACCCAUGGUGUGCAAUAAUUCCAACGCCCGGAGUCAUUGCAGAGCAUGAGUGGAAAACACAGCCCAGGAGAGUGCCCCAAGAGGAGGUGCUGGAAGCUCCGAGAGGAGAGGCUGCGCCUGAAGCUCAAGCAGGAGGAGAGGAGGUGUCGGAAGGCUCAGGAAACGAGGAGGCAGUGGAAUUCCCGGGAGAAGAAGGGCAGCUUUAGGAGCUCCAAGAAAGAUCAUUCUCUUAAUCAGAAUUUUAUCAUUGUCUGAAACUAUCGAUAGCCAGGAUUGUUCGAAUCUUGAGGAAACUGGAGGCUUUGAAAAGAUUCUCCUCUGCUUGCGUUAUCAUGGUCUUCAACUGUGCAAGUAGUCCUCUACUUGAAGGAAGUUGACUCAUAAACUCAUGACUGGAUGCAUCCUCAAUUGUUGUACGAUAAAGCUCGCUUGUGUCAAAUAUACUGUGACUUUGACUUUCAGACCAGGCCUGCUUGGCAUGUUCUUUGAGACCUUUGGGCUCAAAGACCUGCGCGCUCGUCAUGGUAGCAGUCGCCGAGCUGCCUGUAGGUCGUCCUCCAUAACGAACAAAAUUGGCAUGUUCUUUGAGACCUUUGGGCUCAAAGAACAUGGUCUGCAUGGUCGUUGAGUUUCACUAUGAUCGACUUGAUAUUGCUUCCAAGCGUCGUGAAUCGUUGGCUUUGUGUUUGUUGCUUGCCUAUGCCUGCAGCUGCAGGACACUUGUU
Molecule: messenger RNA, 2135 nt
Organism: Marchantia polymorpha subsp. ruderalis
Lineage: Eukaryota; Viridiplantae; Streptophyta; Marchantiopsida; Marchantiales; Marchantiaceae
Source: the annotation of a GenBank genome assembly